CUACUUCGCCUAUGCCUAAGGCCGGCCGUGAUUGCGGAAAUGGAUUUAAAUCACAGCAGCCUUUUCGGGACUAUAGAAGAUCUGCAGGACCUUUCUAUCGUUGAAAGACCAGUACGCAGAAGUCUAAAGACACAAGAAGAAAUUGAAAGGUUGACGGUUGAUGAAGAGCUCAGUGACAUUGAAAGAGCUGUUUAUCUUCUCAGUUCCGGUCAAGAUGUCCAGACACUUAGUGUUGCUAUAAACCUGCCAAAAUUGGUACAACAACAUGCUUCCGAGGCAAUCCGAAGGGUAGUGCCAAAGCUCAGAGAAGUGCUACAUGUUGCGGGAGUGGAAAUGCAAAUAACUACUUCAGUGUCGUUUCUGACAAUUUUUCAAGAAGAGUCUGUAUCUGUUCAAGCUUACACAUGUUCGUUUUUGCAGAUCAUUCUGCAAAGCCUAGAUAACAAGGACCCAGGUGCCAGCACCGCAUGGCUAGAAACACUGUUAUUAGUUAUUGAUGGCUUACCAAAGGAAAUCAUCAGACAAGAGAUUCUAAACCCUCUAGUUACCAAAGCACAACUUUGUCAGACAGUUCAUUCACGUUCAGCAAGCUGUAAAAUAUUGGGAAAGAUUGCUACAAAAUUUGAGCCACAUGUACUUAAAAAAGAUAUACUUCCAUUGGUCAAGUCACUUUGCCAGGAUGUUGACUAUGAAGUUCGGUCCUGCAUGUGUCGACAGCUGGAGAAUAUAGCACACGGAACAGGGACAGAAGUGACUAAAACUACAGUCCUCCCUGAACUGGUAGAGCUCUUUAAGGAUGAAAGUAGCAGUGUACGUCUUGCAGCAUUUGAGACCAUAGUUAAUGUAAUAGAAUUAGUUGACCGAGAUGACAAACGUCAAAUAGUUCUUCCUUUGGUGAAAUCAUUCUGUGAAAAAUCAUUCAAGACAGAUGAAUCUGUUCUUAUAUCGUUAUCACUGCACCUAGGCAAAGUCUGCCAUGGGCUUUCAGGUAUUCUUACAACUGAGCAACAUUCAUGGUUUUUGGCAUUGUACAGAAAGCUUUGUAUCUUGGGUGUGCAGCAAGAAAAUGGACAUAAUGAAGGCCAGAUUCAGGCCCUUUUCCUAGAACUGGAGAAGACAUGCAUCACAGUGCGUAAAAACUGUGCAUACAACCUCCCAGCUCUGGUAUAUUUUGUGAAGCAAAAACAUUUCCAUACAGAACUGCAUUCUACAUUUGUCUGCCUCUGUCAUGACCCAGAAGUUUCUGUGAGGUGCACUGUGGCUAAUGGCUUCCAUGAAGUCUCUAAGCUUCUGGGCUCCAGUGUUCAUCUGAUAAACAAGGAGCUGAUUGCACUAUUACAAGAUGAAGCCAUAGAGGUUUUAAAUGCACUCCUGGAGCAUCUUCCAGAAAUACUUGAAGUUAUGAUCACAGGUGGUGACUGUGCUGGAUCAGAAAAUAAGCUAGUGGCAGUUCAUGACUUAAUCUCAGCACUUAUAACAGCAGAACAAAGAGCUGCGGCAUCACUCAAGUGGAGAAUCCAUGAAAAGUUAAUAAGAAAGUUUUCGUGUUUGCCUCAAGUCCUGUCAAGCGACCAGAUCUACUACAGUUUCCUUCAUAGAAUGUUUACAAUCUUCAUGACCAAUCAUGCCUUACCUGUCCAAAGAGCAGCUGCCCACACUUUGUGUAUUUUUUUACGAUAUAAUCGCAAACAGGAAGAACGACACGAAAUAAUUAAUAAACUAAUUCGAGAGCUUGGUCAGGGGAAAAGCUAUUGGAACAGACUUCGCUUUUUGGACACUUGUGAAUAUGUGAUGGAGCUAUUUUCUAAAUCUUUCUUCUGUAAAUACUUCUUUUUACCAGCUCUUGAGCUUGCCAAUGAUUCUGUUGCUAAUGUAAGAAUAAAGCUGUGCUAUUUGCUGCCAAAGCUGAAAUCUAAAUUGAAACUACCUUCAGACAGGCAUCUACUACAGCAGCUGGAAUUAUGUGUGAGGAAAUUACUGUGUCAAGAAAAAGAUAAAGAUGUCAUGGCUGCUAUCAGAAAAAUCGUUCUGGAAUUAGACAGAAUGGAAACUGUAAUAGAACCAUUCCAUAAAAGACUUCAAGAAAAAGACAUAAUAGAUCAGAAGAAAGAAAGAGAAGAAAACUUGCUUCUGGAAAUGGAGCAAAUGGAAAAAGACAAACAGCAGAGUGAAGUGAAGUCCAGUGAAAAAUUUGUGGACAAAAAACGCAGAGACAGUAAAGCAGGACCAACUAUGAUGAAACACAGUCCAAGUGCUGGUUCUGGGAACCCCUCAAAUACUGCAAUUGGUAAGAAUGCAGGCAGAUUGUUUUGUUGUGUACAGUUUAGAUAUUCAGGAAAUAUGGUGCAUUCCAUGAAAUACUAA
Protopterus annectens (West African lungfish) is the source of this 2364-nucleotide messenger RNA. RefSeq names its product protein phosphatase 4 regulatory subunit 4 (gene PPP4R4). Bases 40 to 2364 code for a protein of 774 amino acids. Gene Ontology annotation, molecular function: protein binding; protein phosphatase regulator activity. Lineage: Eukaryota; Metazoa; Chordata; Ceratodontiformes; Protopteridae. The record is from RefSeq and is a predicted model, not a curated record. The transcript is spliced from 21 exons. Gene Ontology annotation, cellular component: cytosol; protein serine/threonine phosphatase complex.